AUGGGAAGAUACACAGUAAGAAGAGUCAACUAUAAACCGAGAGAUGGUAGUCAGCUAUGGAGAGCGGAUGACUUGCCGCCGGUAACUUCCUUUUUAAGGGGAGACACCAUCAGAACGUGGAUGAAUCCCUACAGAUUUCAUCGUCGUAUGGCAUAUCCACAUGCAGUUCAUCGCGUGAAGCGGACUCGAGUUUUUGAUGGUUGGAAGAUUUUCAUCCCCGUCAUUUUAGUGAAUCUCAUAAUUUUCCUCGCACUGUUAGCCCUAUCAUCGUGGCUCAUUUCACACCAUCAAAACAUUCUGAGAAGGAUGGGCCUGAGUGCUUCGCGGUCAACACUGACGCGUUGA
Molecule: messenger RNA, 345 nt
Organism: Haemonchus placei
Lineage: Eukaryota; Metazoa; Nematoda; Chromadorea; Rhabditida; Trichostrongylidae
Source: the annotation of a GenBank genome assembly